AUGGCCGAAGAAAAAGUUAAGAAAAGGAAGAACUCGGAGAAUGGGGAGAUUCAGAUCAAAAAGAAGAAGUUAGAAGGGAAGCCCAAGCUAAAUAUAGUGGAGAAGAUCAGAGCAGCGACAGGAACUCCUGUGGCCGUUAAUGGAGAUGAUUCCAAGAAAAAGAAGAGACCUUGGAGACAAGCGAACAGAAGAAAAGCAAAAAGACAAAGAAAAAUUGAUGAAGGAAUAAUUACAGCCGGUAGGUUAACACUUUUGUUGUUUUUUUUGGCUUUUAGAGCAGUAUCUAAAGGAGUUCAUAAGUUAAGUUAUGCAUGACGUUAUCCUUCAGAUGCCCCAAUAAUCUCGACGCCAAGGCCUGAAGGCGAAAAGAAGAAACGAAAGAAGAAGAAAAAGACGACAGAAGAGGAAUCAGAGGGCGCUGAAGUUGCUCCGCAGCAAAAACCGGGGCCAGCGGAGAAGAAAUCAAAGAAAAAACCGACAGAAGCGACAUCAGAGAAUCUGCAAGAGAAAUUAGCAGCUUCUCAGUUCAGAUUCCUCAAUGAGCAGUUGUAUACGAAACCUUCGAAGGAUGCUGUCGAGAUAUUCAAAGCUGAUCGGGCGAGUUUCCAAGCUUAUCACAAGGGAUAUGCGGCGCAAGUCAAGAAAUGGCCGAUGAACCCCUUGGAUAACAUCAUCUUGGAUCUGCAGGUGGGUAUUUUAUUUAUUCUGUGUGGAAAAAGAAUGAUAAGCUUACAGGGGAGGUACCCCAAGUUUGACGCUGGGGUUUGGAUGAAAAAUUUUUACUUACAGGAACUACCAAAAGGUACCAAAGUCGCAGACAUGGGAUGCGGGGAAGCUUUGAUCCAUCAGAAGCUAGGAUCUCAUCUGGAUGUUCAGUCUUUUGAUUUGGUUGCUGCCAAUGACAAUGUGACUGAAUGUGAUAUCACAAAAACACCAUUAAAAGAUGGCUCGAUGGAUGUCGUUGUAUAUUGCCUAAGUUUAAUGGGAACUAAUCUUGGCGAUUUCAUCAGAGAAGCAAACAGAGUCCUGAAAAUUGGGUAACUUUGUUAUUCAUGAUGAUUUUUGGCAAUUUUGAAGUAAAAACGUAGAAUAAUCGGUAAUUUUAGAGGGAAACUGAAGAUUGCCGAGGUUUUGAGCAGAUUCCGACAUGUCAAGAACUUUAUCAAAGCAGUGGAACAAAUGGGAUUUGAGUUGAAAAAGAAGGUAACAAGAGAUAUGGUUAAUAUUAAUAUUUAAUUUUCUUUUUGUAAUCUAAGGUUAAUUUUAUAAUUUUAGAGAGACCUCAAAGACUUUUUCGUUCUCUUAACGUUCAAUAAGACCGGAAAAGUGAAGCAAAAACGACCAACCGGCCUGAUUUUGGAGCCUUGUUUAUACAAAAAGCGAUGA
This is a messenger RNA of Bursaphelenchus xylophilus (pine wood nematode), 1386 nucleotides long. Lineage: Eukaryota; Metazoa; Nematoda; Chromadorea; Rhabditida; Aphelenchoididae. The record is from the annotation of a GenBank genome assembly.